Molecule: messenger RNA, 1220 nt
Organism: Thlaspi arvense
Lineage: Eukaryota; Viridiplantae; Streptophyta; Magnoliopsida; Brassicales; Brassicaceae
Source: the annotation of a GenBank genome assembly
ACGUUGGAGAAUCGUGCUUGCCUCACAUUUUGUAUCAAACUUCAACACUAUAAAGUUACAACAUUUUUCUACACUCCCCAUAACAGGAAUUCAUAUAUAAAUUUCAAAAUUAAAAAAAUGGCCACCAAAUCAGCACUAAUCGUCUUUCUUGCUGUGCUUAGCUUCGGCCAUUGCUGUUAUGGCCAACUUCAACAAGGAUUCUACAAGGACUCUUGCCCAAGCGUCGAAGCCACCGUAUUUAAAGUUGUUAAAGAGGCAUUCAUAAAUAAUUCAACCAUUGCACCCCAAAUGAUCCGGCUCUAUUUUCACGAUUGUUUUAGCAACGGUUGCGAUGCAUCGCUUCUUCUGGAUGGUCCGAACACUGAGAGGAAGGCGUCGCCAAAUCUAAGUGUACGAGGAUAUGAACUGAUAGAUGCCGUUAAAACUGCUCUCGAAAAAGAAUGCGAAGGAGUCGUUUCUUGUGCUGAUAUCAUAGCUCUCGCGACUAGAGAUCUUGUUUUUCUUGCAAGCGGAGAGAAAGCAAGAUACGAGAUACCAACGGGACGAUUUGAUGGUAGGGAAUCAUCGGCGACGUCAGUGGUAUUGCCGUCUCCUCAAAUGAGUGUCUCCGACACCUUUAAAAUGUUCCGUGAUAAAAACCUUAGCCUUAACGAUAUGGUUCUACUUCUUGGUGGACAUACAAUUGGAGUAACGCAUUGUUCAUUCAUUAUGGACCGGCUAUAUAAUUUUAAGAAUACGCAAAAACCUGACCCAUCUAUGGAUUCUGGAUUGGUCCAAACGUUACAACAAAAAUGUCCUAAGAAUUCACCAACUGAUGGAGCCAUUGAUCUUGAUCAAGAUUUUACGAGCUCGAAAACUGUCGAUGCAUCUUACUACAAGCAGAUAAAAUCUCGCCGAGGAAUUCUUCAAAUCGAUCAACAACUCGCCAGUGAUGAGUUGACGAGUAAAGUGGUGACGGAUUUAGCCAACGGCGGUGACUUCUUGGGUAUGUUUGGUAAGGCGAUGGUGAAUUUGGGAUCGGUGCUAGUUAAAGACAAGAAAAACGGGGAGAUCAGAAAAACGUGUCAAUCUUGCAAAAAACUGUUUUGCAUGCCCUAAAACUUCCCGCCGUUUUUUUUUUUUUUAAUUAUGUGUUGACAUUUUCGAUUUUUUGUUUCUUUUCAUUUUGUCAUUUAUUUAUUUUGGAUUUGCGGGUGUGAAUUAAAUUCUACUGUUAUGGC